Ochotona princeps (American pika) is the source of this 5119-nucleotide messenger RNA. RefSeq names its product adenylate cyclase type 10-like. The coding region runs from base 98 to 4801 and encodes 1567 amino acids. The transcript has 33 exons. Gene Ontology annotation, biological process: cyclic nucleotide biosynthetic process; intracellular signal transduction. Gene Ontology annotation, cellular component: cytoplasm. Lineage: Eukaryota; Metazoa; Chordata; Mammalia; Lagomorpha; Ochotonidae. The record is from RefSeq and is a predicted model, not a curated record. Gene Ontology annotation, molecular function: adenylate cyclase activity.
GGCGGGAGGGCCCCGCUAGUGCCGCCGGUGCGGAUUGGCUGCCGUGCGAAGCGCCUGGGCUUCCGGUGGCUCCUCGGGCAGUGCGGCCGCCGCCGCCAUGACCACCGGCGGGCGGGAGGUGGCGCCGCCUCUGUGGCCCGUGGAGGCCCGCUUGGCGGCGCUGCUUCCCGACCUGGUGGUGUUCAGGAAGCCGUGGGGAUCGAAACCCGAGCUCGCCACUGCGCAGGGUGUCCUCCUCGGCGUCCACGUGACGGGGUUUACAGCUUUGAUGGACAGGCUAAGCCUCACCUGCCAGUUGGAGCAUGACAUAGACAAACUGGCCCACAUCUUCAGUUACUACAUUAGUGACAUCGUGGAGCAUGUACUCUGUUUCGGAGGGGAUAUCCUAAAUAUCACAGGAAAUGUGCUCCUGGCACUCUGGACGGUAAAACAGAAUCAGUUGAGUGACAUCAUCACCCUGGUGGCAAAAUGCAGUCUGGAGAUACAAGAGAAAUUUGGGAUCUACCAUACCAGAGAAGGCCAGGACCUGCAGCUAAAAAUAGGUCUGUCAGCAGGUCGGAUUUCCCAGGUUAUUGUUGGAGAUGAGCAACGGCAAUACCUCUUGGUGAUUGGGCGGGAUGUAGAUGAUGUCCAGUUAGCUCAGCGUUUAGCUCAGGCAAAUGAGAUUGUCCUGUCGUGGAACUGCUGGAAGCUCUGUGAACAGUACAUGUUUGAAGUGGAAAUCAUGAGGGAGGAUGAAGCUGUGAAGUUAAGAGAUUUGCACAUCAUUGACCGAUUUGAUUUUGAUGAACACUUUGACAAGUGCCUCAAUUAUCUGCCACACUACCGUACAAGUGCUGAGACUCUAAGAACUGCCCUGGAAUUGGAUCCAGACUCCGCACUUGAACAAACACUGCGAAAACACAUCAUGACAAACCUUUUGAAGAAGAUUGAUGAAGGCCAACCAAUGGAAUAUGUGUCUGAAUUACGUACCGUAACUACAGUUUUGAUCAGCAUAGAGUUCCACAAGACAGCAUGGAUAUUGCAUUUGUGUCGUCUUAUCCAGGAGGCUGCCUUAUAUAUCUCUACAGUUAUUGAGAAAGCAGGUGGCCAGCUGAGCCGCAUCUUUAUGUUUGAGAAAGGCUGCAUGUUCCUCUGUGUUUUCGGCCUGCCUGGGCAUAAGAAUCCAGAUGAGUGUGCACGAGCCCUGGACAGUUCCUUCCGCAUCUUCAGCUUCUGCUGGGAGAAUCUUAAUGAGACCAAGCUUGUUUCCAUCAGUAUCACCAAUGGACCAGUAUUCUGUGGUGUGGUUGGAGCAGUGGCCAGACAUGAAUAUACAGUUAUCGGCCCAAAGGUGAGCCUUGUGGCCAGGAUGGUAACCGCCUACCCAGGGUUGGUGUCCUGUGAUGAGGUAACGUAUCUGAGGUCCAUGCUACCUGCUUACAACUUCAAGAAACUCCCAGAGAAAAUAAUGAAAAAUAUCUCCAAUCCAGGAACGAUGUAUGAGUAUCUUGGCCAAAGCAGAUGUGUAAUGUUUGGGAAGAGACAUUUACCCAGAGAGAGAAAUAAAAGCCACCCUUUGCUAGAUCGAGAGAAAGAACUAGAAGCCUUUAAAGUGGCCCAUCAGGGGUGUUUGCACCAGAAGAAGGGACAAGCGGUUCUGUAUGAAGGUGGAAAAGGCUGUGGGAAAAGUCAGCUAUUGGCUGAAAUAAACUUUCUGGCCCAGAAGGAAGGGUACAGGGUGUUGCCAUUGAAGCUGAAGGAAGCAGAUUCCAAGCAGUACUUCUAUGCCAUCCAGACCCUCAUGGCCAUCUUCUUUGAGAUCGAUACAUGCCCAGCCUACUACCGGCAAGAGUGCCUGCACCAACAGCUACAUGGGAUAGUGCAGGAGCCACUUCACUGCCUUUUCAACGACCUCUUCUUUGUGAAGUUUCCCAUAUCCUUCAAAGUUUCACACAUGGAUGAUCUGGCCAGACAAAAGAAGGUGAAAUCAUGUUUUAUUCAAGUACUUCGGAAGGCAGUGAGGAAAAUACCACUGAUUUUCCUGAUUGACGAGGCCAUGUAUAUAGAUGCAGCUUCCUGGGCAUUCUUGGGAGAAUUGCUCUCCAGGGUGCCCAUCCUGAUGGUGAUGACAUUGACCACUGCCUACACCCUGUGUGUCGGGGCCCAGAAUUUCCUGCAGAGCCCUCAAGCUGUUCUUGUGCCCAUUUCGAAGUUGGCGGCAACCUCGCUGUUGAGACUAGCAUGUUGGGAACUAGGGGUGGUGAGCAUCCCCCAAGAGUUGCAGAGCUACCUUCUCCGCAGGUGCUUUAGAAACCCCCUCUAUUGUGAGAUCUUAUGCCAGGACCUUCUCUCUAAGGACAUAUUGCUCUUUCAUGAUCUACAAAAGGAGGACAAGGAGAACACCAAGUGGGAGACCCUAUCUGCCAAAGCAAUGAAAUCCACAAUGUACAGUAUUAUUCCAACCAGCUGUGACGACCAGAAACUGUAUGUCUGCACAGUCAGGGAUGAUGUGAACUUGGAUACAGUGCUUCUCCCACUGCUGUUAAAAGAAAUAGCAGUAAAUCAACUGGAUCAGCUGAGUUCAGAGGAACAGUUGCUGCUGAAGUGUGCGGCCGUCAUUGGUCACUCCUUCCAUGUCGAUCUGCUGCAGCACCUCUUGCCUGGAUGGGCUAGAAAUAAGUUACUGCAGGUGCUGAGGGCUCUUGUGGAUGUGCAUGUACUCCAGUGCCUUAACGAAAACCAGGAGAUUCCUGCUGAGCCCUUAUUAGCACAUUCGUCUGUCAACAUUAUUGAUCAGACCACAGAGGAAAAGCCAGCCUCACUUCUCAGAUUGCAAGAGCAGCUAUUCCUACCACAAGCCGGAAUGCUAGAAUUUGGAGUGCCUCUCUUACGGGAAGCCGCCUGGGAGCUGUGGCCCAAGGAACAGCAGAUAGCUCUGCACCUCGAAUGUGCCUGCUUUCUCCAGGAGCUGGCCUGCCGCUGUGGGAGCUGCCAUGGAGGAGACUUUGUCCCCUUCCAUCGUUUUGCAGUCGGUUCGACUAAGAGCUCCAGUAGGACUUCCCGAUUCUGUACUUACAAAGAUACUGGCUCAGUGCUGACACAUGCUAUCACAGGCAAACUGCAGCCGCCUUUUCCUCAAGAUAGUUUGCAGUUCCAGGAAAAAACAUUUAGAAGUUGGGAGGCCUUGUCAAGUGAUCCCUGCAGAACAGAGGAAGAGUUCCUGGAUCAAGUGAACAGGAAACUGGCCUGGACUAGCCCUGAGGAAGACCUGUUGACCACAAAGCCCUGUCACUGUGAGGAAAUCCUGAAGUUAGUGCUCUCGCCUCUCACUCAGCACUGCUUGGUCACUGGAGAAACCACAUGCGCAUUCUAUUACCUGCUGGAGGCUGCUGCAGCUGCCUUGGACCUCUCGGAUAAUUACUUGGCCUUCUUUUACUUGAGGAAGGCAGGCAGUCUUCGGGGCCCACCAUCAGCAUUCCCCUUCCCGAGAAAGCACACCGUGAAGAUCUGUCAGUUUGAGGAGGCCACUUUCUGCUGUCUGCGGUCAGAGGUCUGCUUUAAGAUGGGGCAGAUCACCUUGGCCAAAAAACUGGCUAGAGAAGCUCUUAGACUGUUGAAAAGACACUUCCCUUGGACCUGGUUUGGUGUCUUUUUCAAGACAUUCCUGGAAAAGUAUUGGUUUUCCUGUUCUGUGAGCCGACGUCCAGACAGCCCUAUUGAGAGUAAGAAGAAGUUGGCCAUCCUCCAGCAGCAGGUGCACUGCCUCUCCCUACUCUGGCAGCUCUAUAGCCUUGAGGCAACAGCCAACAACCUCAGGUUUGCCUGCCUGGCUGCUCUUAUGCAGAAGAAUUCAGCUGAAGCGUUUGCAAAUGAAGUUCAGGUUGUCUCCAGUUAUGUGGACCUCUCUCAGUUCUCCCAGAACGUUGGCGACAGGGAUAAGUGGCUGCAGUGUGAGAGGAUGGCCAUUCAGAAGAGCAGCCUGUGUUGGUUCUCCAGGGAGGGAUUGUUGGCCAUGGCCCAGCUCAUGCAGUCCUUGGCUUACACCAAGCUAUGCCUUGGCCAUCUUGAUUUCUCCAUCAAGCUGGGUUUCCAAGCUCUUGAGAUCUGCAGAUACCUUAGGAAACCAACUCUGGAGAAGCUGGUUCUCUCGGUUCUCUUCAGAUCAGCGUUUCUGAAGAAGAAAUUUGAUCUGUGUGUCCAUGUGCUGGAGAAUCAGUGGGCUCUCACUUCCAAAACUCAUGAUGUCCUUGGCCUGGCCUGCUUUUACUCUGCUUGCUUAGAUCUGCUGCUCUAUGGAGAAGGAUUGCUGUGUCGGUCCUUUGACGAGUGCCUGAAUUUCAUUCAACACUACGAGCAUAGCUGUGUUCUAACUUCCCAGAGCAACAUUAUGCUGGGAGUUCAGUCCUCCCUGGCCAUGUGGUUUGCCCAGGACUCACAGUGGCACUUGUUUGUGCACCACUUCUCUAAGGCCUGCCAAUUGGUGAAAAGAACCAACGCCUCACUAUUUGGUUCACAUGGCUUUGUCCGAUUCCUAGAGUGCCAUGUGCUAAUGUUACAGAGUAUGCCAGAAUGCUUCUUCACACGUAUUUACCCAAAGAAUCAUAACCAAACCCUCAAGUACUUCAAGGAGUUCUUCUCUAGAUGUGUGACCUGCCCUGUCUAUCACCAGUGGGUCUCUGAGCUUAAGGCUUCAGUAAUGAGAUGUGGAAAGAGAGAACCCAUGUCCUUGACUAACAUCAUACCUGUUGACACCGGUUUUGCAAGAUUUCGAGAGAAGGGGAAUUCCUGCUGGAAAACAACUCUUACAAAAGAAAUUUAGGACUACAGAGAUUUAGCAGAGUGGCUGAUGUCAAAGAGAAUGAACCUCAAGUAUGUUUAUGUUAAAAGUUACAAAAUCUAAAGUGACCAUCGUUGUUGUGUAUAACACAAGGAAAUGCUACAGAUUCUCGUAUUUAAGAUACUGUAUAGUGUACAUAUUGAAGGCUUUGUUCCCCCAGGAAAAUGAGGACUCCAUUGAUUGAUGGGCAUCUUGACAGCUGCCGCCUCCACAAGAGACAGAAGUACAGCCUGUGGCUCUUAUCAGCCAUGCUCAGAGCAUCCUGCCACAAGUCCCCAAAUAGCAUCCUUGGCUUAUCCU